AAAUACUACGCCCGCGCAUCCAGGUGAGAAGCCCUGCUCUGUGCGAUUUUCUUGAUGCGAGUGCAUUGCUGCAGUCUGCUUGCCGCUAAGUCCGACUCGUUUCCGGCUAUCGACUCUGCGAUGCAAACUACGCUGAAUGUGCUGCGGGAGAUCGACACGCACAAGGCAUUCUGCGCUGGUUUCGGGGUCUCCCUAGAAGAGCUCGAUGCGACGGAGGAAUCCAUAGAAACGACUGCUUACGGAUGCUAUCUGAUGGACAUCGGGUUGAAAGGGGACACUAUGAAACUACUGAUCGUGCUGCUGGCAUGUCUGCUGGGGUACGGUGAAGUUGGUCUGCGGCUCAAAACUGCAGAAUUAGAAGGAAACCCGUAUCGUCGAUGGAUCGAGGAUUACUCUGGCCCGCAUUAUCAGGGAGCUGUCCGCGCUGGACUAGAACUGAUUGAAGAACGCGCUCAAGCCGAUCCCCCGUCAUCUGCCCGGCUGAAGGAAUGGCUGAUGGUCUGGGACCAGUGCACUCGCCUCGAGACGGCGUUUUGGGCGAUGGGGUUGAACGCUGCCCAGGCGGAUCAGUGAGACAUCGUCGAAUUUUUCAUGCUAGAGGCCCCUGUUACCUGUCUUGCGCUUGACCACACCCAAAUAUGACUCUGUUGACCAACUCGAACGCUGCUCGUGCGGCUUCGGAUGCUGCAACCAGAAAGUCGAUCCCGUCGGAGAACGCGCCGACCAGUCCAUCUCCGAGAGCAGCAGGAUUCCGAGAGCUCUCGAGAUGCGAGAAUCUUCCGGAUCCAUUAGCGGCGUCCAACCGCGAUCAGCCGAGAUGCCGA
Mycena citricolor is the source of this 824-nucleotide messenger RNA. The record is from the annotation of a GenBank genome assembly. NCBI's taxonomy places the organism in Eukaryota, Fungi, Basidiomycota, Agaricomycetes, Agaricales, Mycenaceae.